AUGGCAAAGUCCGUCGCAAUUGAGUCGGGGAUGAGUGGGUUCGAAGAGCCGUUGCACGCGAUUCAGCUGCAGCUGCGGGAGAAUAAGACGGUCGCGACGGGGAAGGAUCAGGUUGUUGAGACGGUUGGCUCGACGGAAGACAUCGAAGGAAGCGAUGCGCAACCCGUCACGACCACCAAAUGGGAAGUUUGGGCUUACUACCUCUACUACGUCGGCAAUUCUGGCCUCGGACCCUUCAACUUCGGCCCAGCCCUCAUGCAAAACCUCCUCUCCCAAGCCGCCGACUCCAACGGCCUCCUCCCCUUCGCCACACCCAAAUCCAUCAAUGCAAUCGUCCUCGAAGCAAACGGAAUUAGUUUCGCAAUCCAAUGCGUACUCUUCCUUAUCCUCGGCUCAUUCGCAGACUAUGGGAGAUGGAGACGAGUCAUCCUCAUCGUACUCAGUAUCCUCGCCUGGGCGGACGGAUUCGCAUGGCUCGGCGUCACGGAUCCGACAACCCUCACCUUCUGGACCGCCGCAUUCCCCUCCCUCGUCCGGGACCUUCCCAUCCUCCAAGCCUCCCGCUGUGACCUCACAACCGCCGCAACAACACCCGAAGCGCACGCCGCCCUGGACUCCUACCACCGAAAUCGCCUGAGCAAUAUGUCUUUCUACGUCUGUUCCUGCGGCGAACUCCUCAUCCUCGCAAUCGUUGUCGGGAUCAUGUACGCCUGCAACGCAAACGGGACCCUCGCCCAAAACACCCGCGCAAACGCCAUCAUCCUCGCCUUCGCUUCAUCAAUCUGGAUCCUCGUCGCGAUUCCAUGGUUUAUCCUCGAGAAACCCCGUCUCGGGCAACAAAUGCCAAAAGACAAAAACUAUUUCACGGUCUCGUUCUGGAAUAUCGCGCGUGCGACGAAGAUCAUCGGCACCCUCCAAUACGAAAUCGCAUCGUACUCAACCCUCCUCCUAACCUACCUCCUCCUAACCUACCUCCUCAUCGUCGGCAUCUCCACUCAAGCACUUGGCAUCCACGCCUUCUGGUCCCUCCAAAAACACUACCACAUCCCAACAAAAUCCAUGCUCCUCCUCGUCGUCCUCUUCCUCCUCCUCCUAAUCGCCUGGGGCUGUAUCGGCAUAACCUCCCCCACCUUCGGCUUCAAACAUUUAUGGGAAAUCUGGGCAUACCAAGCCUUCUACGGAUUCCUCGUGUGCCCGUGGUACGCCUACUCCCAAACCAUGAUAUCCGAACUCGUUCCCCACGGAAAAGAAUUCCUCUUUUUCGCGCUCUUCUCGAUCGUGGGAAAGACGUCCAGUUUUGUGGGGCCGUUUGUGAGUAGUGCGAUUGUUGAGCGGAGUGGGAAUGGGAAUAUGCCGUUUGCGUUUUUAAUGGGGCUUGCGGGGGUUGGGGUGGGGGUGUUGUGGUUUGUGGAUGUGGAGAGGAGUCGGGGGGAGUGUGAGAGGUUUUUGAGGGAGGAGGGGGAUGGAGGGGACAACUGA
Messenger RNA from Saitoella complicata NRRL Y-17804, 1479 nucleotides. RefSeq lists its product as uncharacterized. The transcript is spliced from 4 exons. Bases 1 to 1479 code for a protein of 492 amino acids. Lineage: Eukaryota; Fungi; Ascomycota; Saitoellomycetes; Saitoellales; Saitoellaceae. The record is from RefSeq and is a predicted model, not a curated record.